AUGGCGACCAAUGGAGAUCUUCCUUCCGAUGAUGAGUUUUCGCAACCCAGGACACCUCCGGGUGAGGAAAAUGAUGUCGACGACGUGGAAGACGUGAACCAACCUCCUAAAUCCGCCUUGAAGAAAAGCACCUCCGCAGCCAUUCCUGAACCACCAGUAUCGCGCCCGGCCCUACCCGAACAGCCUGAUCCAGAAGAUCUCGAUGUCUCGGUCCUUACUCCUCUGUCACCAGAGAUCAUCGCAAGACAAGCCACGAUAAACAUCGGGACGAUUGGCCAUGUGGCUCACGGCAAAUCCACCGUGGUCAAAGCGAUUUCCGGGGUGCAAACGGUCAGAUUUAAAAAUGAGUUGGAGCGGAACAUCACCAUCAAGUUGGGUUAUGCCAAUGCCAAAAUUUACAAAUGUGACAACGAGCAAUGCCCACGGCCCACGUGCUACAAGAGUUACAAGAGCGAGAAAGAAAUCGAUCCCCCGUGUGAGAGAGAGGGAUGUGGCGGCACGUAUCGUCUGCUCCGACACGUUUCAUUCGUCGACUGCCCGGGGCACGAUAUUCUGAUGAGCACCAUGUUAUCCGGGGCGGCAGUCAUGGACGCGGCCCUUCUGCUCAUCGCCGGCAAUGAAAGCUGCCCUCAGCCUCAAACAUCGGAACAUCUUGCCGCCAUUGAAAUCAUGAAGCUCAAACACAUCAUCAUCCUGCAGAACAAAGUCGAUCUGAUGCGGGAAGAAGGUGCUCAACAACAUUAUGAGUCUAUCCUGAAAUUCAUCAAGGGCACAGUGGCAGACGGGUCGCCCAUCAUCCCCAUCUCCGCCCAAUUGAAAUACAACAUCGACGCCAUCAACGAGUAUCUGGUCACCAAAAUCCCCGUUCCCCCUCGAAAUUUUAGCGCUGCACCGCAUAUGAUUGUCAUUCGAUCAUUUGAUGUGAACAAACCCGGGGCCGAAAUCGAAGACCUCAAGGGUGGCGUAGCGGGUGGUUCCAUCCUCACGGGCGUCCUGAAACUGGGUGACGAAAUCGAAAUCCGCCCAGGGAUCAUCUCCAAAGAUCCCACUGGCCAAACAGUCUGUCGACCCAUCAUGUCUCGAGUGGUCAGUUUGUUCGCCGAGCACAAUGAUCUGAAAUUCGCCGUUCCCGGCGGUCUCAUCGGUGUCGGAACCCGCGUCGAUCCCACACUUUGCAGAGCAGAUCGUCUCGUCGGCCACGUCUUGGGCCUCAGGGGCCAACUUCCUGAAAUCUAUAUGGAACUGGAAGUCAACUAUUUCCUCCUCCGGCGACUACUGGGCGUGAAGACGGCCGAUGGGAAACAAGCCAAGGUGGCCAAAUUGGCCAAGAACGAAGUUCUCAUGGUGAACAUUGGGUCCACCGCCACAGGUGCGAAGGUCAUGGGCGUCAAGGCUGAUGCUGCUAAAUUGACUCUGACAAACCCGGCUUGCACAGCUAUUGGCGAGAAGAUUGCGUUGAGUCGAAGAAUCGAGAAACACUGGCGUUUGAUUGGGUGGGCGAAUAUCGUGGCGGGAAAUACGAUUGAGCCCGAGUCGUCUUGA
This is a messenger RNA of Rhinocladiella mackenziei CBS 650.93, 1542 nucleotides long. Its product is annotated as eukaryotic translation initiation factor 2 subunit gamma. Gene Ontology annotation, cellular component: cytosol; eukaryotic translation initiation factor 2 complex. The record is from RefSeq and is a predicted model, not a curated record. Gene Ontology annotation, molecular function: GTPase activity; translation initiation factor activity; tRNA binding. NCBI's taxonomy places the organism in Eukaryota, Fungi, Ascomycota, Eurotiomycetes, Chaetothyriales, Herpotrichiellaceae. The coding region runs from base 1 to 1542 and encodes 513 amino acids. Gene Ontology annotation, biological process: positive regulation of translational fidelity; formation of translation preinitiation complex. The transcript has a single exon.